CACUUUACAGUCCAUAAAGUACUUUGAUGUAGCCUAUCUCAUCUGAUCUUUACAUAAACAUUCCAGUAUAGGUUCCUCUUUUUUAAGUUAAAUAUAGAAAACAAUUUACCUAAUAUAACAGGAAUUUGAACCCAGGUCUUCUGGUUUUUAAAUAGCUCAGCAUGUUGACCCUUGGCUAAAAGGUUGUAAGAUAUAAAAAGGUUUGACUGUUUUUUUUGUUUGUGGACGCCUUAAAUUUUGCAGUAAGUCAGUAGCAGUUUUAAUCAUAAAUCUGAGUCAUCUUGGCUUAUUGUUUCUUGGAAGCUUUAGCUUAGGAUUCCAGUCCUAAUUUACCUAGUCUUUCAUCCAGCUGAAGUCAACCUGAUUAAAGAUGAAGCAUCCUAUGAAAGGUGUAGAUAAUUGGGCUCUGCUGUUUUCCCAAUUUUCUGGGUCAUUUUAUGCAGCACAUCUUUCUAACAGCUAGAUGACAUUUCCCUUGCCUCCUUUUUUGGGAAGAGGAAUGAAAACCAUCUGUUACCCAUAUUUUGCCAUACUGACUCACCAUAGGGAAGGAAAUUUUGCUGCUCUGCUUAUUGGCACCAGAAAUACUUAGUCUGUGGCUUUUGUACUACUAGGGGCUAUCAUAACCUUUCCUCUGAGCCCAACUAUAUUCUGAAAUUCGCAGGGCUUUUGAUCAUUUGUCUUAAACAAUCAUAGUUAGCACUUUACCUGAUUGCUCUUAAUCCCAUGUGUCUCUGUUGCUGCCUCAUCGUUAAACCUUAUAUAUGGACUGGAAUUGGGGUCUUCCUAGUCAGGUAUUAACUUAUAUUAUUGAAGAUCCAGCCCAUUUUGACUCCUCUUUUUAAUUUUCUUUAAUAUGGCUAAUGUUUAUUCCCUUUGAAUUCUGUAGAACUAGAUUGAAGUGAUAUAUCAGUAGUCUUUGAAGAUAAAGGCGAACAUUCUCCAGUAUGAAGGAGAGGAAACAUCUGGAAUCAAGAGACCCAUGGCAUCUGAGGUGCCUUGUUCCUCUGGCAUGCCCAUCAAGAAAAUAGGCCACCGAAGUGUUGAUUCCUCUGGAGAGACAACGUAUAAAAAGACGACCUCAUCAGCCUUGAAAGGUGCCAUCCAGUUAGGCAUUACUCACACUGUGGGGAGUCUGAGUACCAAACCAGAGCGUGAUGUCCUCAUGCAAGACUUCUACGUGGUGGAGAGCAUCUUCUUCCCCAGUGAAGGAAGCAACCUGACCCCUGCUCAUCACUACAAUGACUUUCGGUUCAAGACUUAUGCACCUGUUGCCUUCCGCUAUUUUCGGGAGUUAUUUGGUAUCCGACCUGAUGAUUACUUGUACUCCCUCUGCAGUGAGCCGCUGAUUGAACUCUGCAGCUCUGGGGCUAGUGGUUCCCUCUUCUAUGUGUCCAGCGACGACGAAUUCAUCAUUAAAACGGUCCAACAUAAAGAGGCGGAGUUUCUCCAGAAGCUGCUUCCAGGAUACUACAUGAACCUCAACCAGAAUCCUCGGACUUUGCUCCCUAAAUUCUAUGGACUGUACUGUGUACAGGCAGGUGGUAAGAACAUUCGAAUUGUGGUGAUGAACAAUCUCUUACCACGGUCGGUCAAGAUGCAUCUCAAAUAUGACCUCAAGGGCUCAACCUACAAACGGCGGGCUUCCCAAAAAGAGCGAGAGAAGCCUCUCCCCACCUUUAAAGACCUGGACUUCUUACAAGACAUCCCUGAUGGCCUCUUUUUGGAUGCCGACAUGUACAAUGCUCUGUGUAAGACCCUGCAGCGCGACUGUUUGGUGCUGCAGAGCUUCAAGAUAAUGGACUAUAGCCUCUUGAUGUCAAUCCAUAACAUAGAUCAUGCACAACGAGAGCCCUUAGGCAAUGAAGCACAACACUCAGUUGACACUCGCAGACCAGCCCCCCAAAAGGCUCUCUAUUCCACAGCCAUGGAAUCUAUCCAGGGCGAGGCUCGGCGAGGUGGCACCAUGGAGACCGAUGACUAUAUGGGUGGCAUCCCUGCCCGGAAUAGUAAAGGGGAAAGGCUGCUGCUUUAUAUUGGGAUCAUUGACAUUCUGCAGUCUUACAGGUUUGUUAAGAAGUUGGAGCACUCUUGGAAAGCUCUGGUACAUGAUGGGGACACUGUAUCAGUCCAUCGCCCAGGCUUCUAUGCUGAACGGUUCCAGCGCUUCAUGUGCAACACAGUGUUCAAGAAGAUCCCCUUGAAGCCUUCUCCUUCCAAAAAGUUUCGGUCUGGCUCAUCUUUUUCUCGGCGAUCAGGCCCCAGCGGCAACUCCUGCAUUACUUACCAGCCAUCGGUCUCUGGGGAACACAAGGCACAAGUGACAACAAAGGCGGAAGUGGAGCCAGGCGUCCACUUCGGUCGUCCUGAUGUUUUACCUCAGACUCCACCUUUGGAGAAAAUCAGUGAGGUCUCGACUAUUCCUGACCCCUCUCUCUCACCUGUAGUUGGAGAGACUUUGCAAAUGCUAACUACAAGUUCAACCCUCUUGGAAAAGCUUGAAGUCGCAGAGUCAGAGUUCACUCAUUGAGCAAAAAAUCUCAGAAGACCUGGAACAAGAUUCUGCCAUCUCUGUGAUUCCAAGAUGUCAGCCCUUGUCCCAGCAGUGCUGAGUCGUCUUCUUCUUGGUCGUCAAAAAAGGAGUGUAAUGGAGACUAGGGGAGCUCUCCAUCUCCUUCCCGAAGAAGACCCUCUCCUCCUUCCCCUUCCUCAUGAGUGGGCAUUAGUGCCUCGGACAGUUGAGGACAGCUGCAUCCUCUCCACUCCUGAGUUGGGUGGCAUGAAUUUUCAACUGGCCAACCUUGGCUUCUACAAUUGAAUUUUUUCAACCCCCCAUUCUUCCUGCUGGAAGUGGGGUUGCUGGACUUGGUGAUUUUCAUCCCCCUCAUCUACCUUUCACUAGGAGCUGGACUCUUAAUUUCCUCAGGACAGACUGGCUGGCACAUUAUCCCCACCUCAGCUCUUUCUCUCUGGAAGAAGACCCUGUAAUCUUUGUAAAGGUUUUUCGGGGAGUAAGGGUAUUUAACCACCUCCCAAUCUUCUUCUUUUUUUCCUUAAAAGGGGAAAAGAAAAAAUAGUGCACAGACAGCAUACAAUUUCAAGCCAGACAGUUUCAGAUGAAAACUCCAGAAGUGUUGGAGAGAUGGCAAUUCAUAGGGUUCCCUCAGAAGAGUGCUGGUGUUUGAGAAACAGAUGUGUGGUGAUUGCUCUGCCAGGAGCAGCUCCUCUUUAACUCCUCCUCUCUGGAUGAAUUUCUUAAGGCUGAAGGAAUGGAGAGAGUGGGACAUGGGGUAAUCUUUACCCCUUUUUUUAAAACUGGGGGGCAGUCAUGGGGAUAGAUCAGAGCCCUUCCUAAGCAGCACCCUACUCACUGCCAGGCUAUAAUGAUUAUUACUGUUUUGCAAUUUGAAAUGUAUUUUGGUUGUUUUUCUAAAUAUAAAGACUUAUCAAAUGAAUUUAGAUCCUUCUCCAAAGGAAGUUUCUUCUUUGCUCUUCCUACCUUUUCCAACAGUGUUCUGCUGUUCCUGGAGCUGAGGCGAAGAGGGGGACGCCUGUGUCUGUUUAACGGGCAGUCCAUAUCUGUGAGCUAGAGAAUAUUCUCUUAAACUCAUGGGGAGCCAGCAGAUUCUUGCCUCGGUGAGGUCAUUGUUGUGCCACAUGCCCUGCCCCCUCCCUUCAUGCAGAGAACUUGGAAAUGGGGGCUAUGUAAUCCUUUUCCUCCCCAUCUCCAAGAGUGUGGUUCUCAAUGUGAUCCUCCUACUCCUGUCGGGGGAUUAAGGGGGCCUGGCAUCUCAGGCAGAUUGUUGAAUUCCCAUACUAUCCCCUCUCCUUCCCACCCUACCUUGAUAGUAGGUUAGCCCAUACCUUAAGUAACUGUCUAUAUUAGACACCCCCAGCCGGUUUCUGGCUGCCUGUCUUUGCUGCCAUGUUCUUUUUUACAAGAAGGAAAAAAACAAUUCUUGCUAUUUUUUUUUCAUAAUUUACUAUUUAUGAUGUAUUUAAGUGUUUUUUUCAGGACAGAGUUCUGUAGGGGAUGGGAGGGAAUAUUUGAGGGAGGCUGGGUCUUAGGGAAGGGAAUGGGGACUCAACAUUUUUAUGAAGUGUCACUAUUUGCCUCUACUUUGUAUUGUUCAGAAAUGGCAAAUGCAAUAUAAAAGUGAUAAAUAUCUGGUUUUAAUGUAUUAAACUUUGAUCAGUUAUUUAGA
Ceratotherium simum simum (southern white rhinoceros) is the source of this 4205-nucleotide messenger RNA. NCBI's taxonomy places the organism in Eukaryota, Metazoa, Chordata, Mammalia, Perissodactyla, Rhinocerotidae. The record is from RefSeq and is a predicted model, not a curated record.